This is a messenger RNA of Budorcas taxicolor (takin), 2184 nucleotides long. It is a transcript of the gene KEL, whose product is annotated as Kell metallo-endopeptidase (Kell blood group). The transcript has 18 exons. Gene Ontology annotation, cellular component: plasma membrane. Gene Ontology annotation, biological process: protein processing. Gene Ontology annotation, molecular function: metalloendopeptidase activity. Lineage: Eukaryota; Metazoa; Chordata; Mammalia; Artiodactyla; Bovidae. The record is from RefSeq and is a predicted model, not a curated record. The coding region runs from base 1 to 2184 and encodes 727 amino acids.
AUGUGGACUGAGCAAGCGAGUGGACCGGGGACAGGCAGGAGGCGGGAGAGAUCUCCAAAAGAGGAGCCACCCACCGCACAGGAUGGAUGGUGGCAAAAGACCUUGCGGGCGCUAAAGACCCUUCUGCUCUUCAGUAUAAUCCUUGGUCUUUCUCUGCUGCUUUGGGGCUACGUGUUCCAGGGCUGUGGUCCUUCCCCUUGCAAGACGUCUGUGUGUCAGGACAUCCUGGAUCUCUACCUGGCCUCUGGGAACAUGAGUGUGGCCCCCUGCACUGAUUUCUUUAGCUUUGCCUGUGGAAACAUCAACAGGACUGGCAGUCCUUUUCAGGCUCUUGCAGAGGAGAACAGGCGCCGAGUUCGAAGAAUCCUGGAGACCCCAGGUUCCUGGCACUUGGCCCCUGGGGAGGAGAAAGCCUUCGGAUUCUACAACUCCUGCAUGAACACGGAUGCCAUUGAGGCAGCAGGGGCCGGUCCCCUCAGACAGGUUAUUGAGGAGCUUGGCGGCUGGCCGAUCUCCGGUAACUGGACUGUCUCCGGUAACUCGACUCCGUUAGAUUUUAACCAAACUCUGAGCCUUGUGAUGAGUCAAUAUGGUCACUUCCCAUUCUUCAGAGCCUAUUUGCAACCUCUUCCCACCCCUCCAUACCUGCCAGUCAUCCAGAUAGACCAGCCAGAGUUUGACGUUCUCCUCGAGCAAAAACAGGAAACAAACUAUGCCCAGAUCCUGCGGGAAUACCUGCAUUACCUGAAUCGCCUGGUAACCUUGCUGGGAAGAGACCCAAGCCAAGUGCAUGAUGACGCCUCCUUUUUCAUCUUCAUUAACUCACAGCUGAACCAGAUGCUGAAGUCUGGGGAGCAGCAGCGGGCCCAGGGCAAAGUCUUCAAGAUGGUCACAAUUGACCAGUUGCAGAGAGUGGCCCCUGCCAUCGACUGGUUGUCCUGCUUGCAAGCAACGUUCGCACCGAUGUCCCUGAGCCCCUCUUAUCGCGUCGCAGUCCAUGACCUGGAGUAUUUGAAAAACAUGUCGCAACUGCUUGAGAAGCAGCUGUUGAAGCACAGGGACUUCCUGCAAAGCCACAUGAUCUUCGGGCUGGUGAGGACACUUUCACCAGCCCUGGACAGUCAGUUCCAAGAGGCACAACGAUUGCUGAGCCAGAAAGUGGGGGAACUGACAGGACGCCCACCCAUGCCGGUCCACCCUCGCUGGAUGAUGUGCGUGGAGAAGACAGAAGCUUUCUUUGAGCCCACACUGGCCGCCUUGUUCGUCCAGGAGACUUUCAGAUCCAGCACCCAUAAUGCUGCCAUGGAAUUAUUCACUACCAUCAAGGAUACCCUCAUCUCUCACCUUCAUACAGUUCCCUGGAUGGAUGGAGAGACCCGGGCAGAGGCCCAGGACAAGCUUACCCAACUGCAGGUGAAGAUGGGGCCCUCGGAGUGGGCCCUGAAGCCAGACCCGGCCAGACAGGAAUACGACGACGUGCAACUUGGACCCAGCUUCCUCCAGACCUUCCUGAGUUGCGUCCGCUCCCGCCAAGCCAGAGUCAUCCAGGGGUUCUUGCAGCCUUUCUCCAGUCACAGGUGGCAGGUGCCUCCCUGGGGCCUCAAGGCUUCCUAUUCAAUACCUGACAACGUGAUGGUCUUCCCAGCCGGGCUCCUCCAACCCCCAUUUUUCCACCCUGGCUACCCCAGAGCUGUGAACUUUGGCGCUGCUGGCAGCAUUAUGGCCCGUGAGCUGUUGCACAUCUUUGACCAGCUCUUACUCCCCGGGGGCUGCCCGGCCUGUGACACCCGUGCCCUGCAGAAGGCACUGCUGUGCCUGGAACGCCUCUAUGCUGCCUUUCCGUCACCCAGGGGAACCUCCUUCGAUGUCUCCCGCACGCUCCUGGAGGAUGCUGCAGACGCCGGGGCACUGGCCAUCGCGCUGAAGGCAUACAAAAAGAGGCUAGUACUGUUCCGUGGGGAAACCAUCCUGCCCGGCCUAGACCUCAGCCCCCGGCAACUCUUCUUCCGAAGCUAUGCCCAGGUGAUGUGUAGGGACCCCAGCACCCAGGAUCCUCAGGACAUUCACAGCCCUCCUACCCUUCGAGUCCACGGUCCCCUAAGCGACAGUCCAGCCUUCACCAGACACUUCCGCUGUCCCGAGGGGGCCCUCCUGAACCCCUCCAGCCGCUGCCAACUCUGGUAA